UCGCUAUUAUGACACCCAUGAUAACUGAUGAUAGACAUGAUUUUCCUUUCUUUUAAACCUCUUUUGGAGGAUGCCACCUUGUUUGUUUCACAAUCUCCAUCAAACAUUUCUGGUUGAGUUUAAUUUGCUUGCUUGAUCUUAUUUCAAUGCCUGGGUGGAAUUUUAACAUCAACACUGCACCCACUUCAACGCUUCCCCUUUCAUCCUUCCGUCGCCGGAAAUGUUUACCAAUUUAUUUUAUUUUAUUUUCUGGCUCAAUAAAAAGCGACUGAGCAUUGUGAUUUGUGCACAUGUAAAGGGAGCAAACCAUUAGUUACGUCAAUUUUUCUUCUAGGAAUAUCAUCGAGCAUGUCGUGCUCAAAACUUGCCCUGAUGUGGACUUCUUCGGCCAAUCCGCCCCACCUCGAUCGCUUCUCCUCUAUUGCCUUCUUCUCAACCUUGCGCCUCCCAUCUGCCGGCGCCUCGACGCGGCGAUUUCGUUCCGCCACCGCUAUAAGUUGCGGCUUACGCGAGCUGAGGAAUCGCAUCGACUCCGUCAAGAACACCCAAAAGAUCACGGAGGCCAUGAAGCUGGUGGCUGCCGCCAAGGUCCGCCGUGCCCAGGAAGCCGUCGUCAAUAGCCGCCCCUUCUCCGAGACCCUCGUCGAGGUGCUCUACAGCAUCAACGAACGGCUGCAGACGGAGGACGUGGACGUGCCCCUCACCCGAGUCCGCCCCGUCCGGAAGGUCGGCCUCCUGGUGGUCACCAGCGAUCGUGGCCUUUGCGGCGGCUUCAACAACGGCAUCAUCAAAAAGGCGGAACAGCGCAUCGCCGAGCUGUCCGCCCUUGGCAUAGCUUACACAGUUAUCAGCGUGGGGAAGAAGGGCAGCACCUACUUCCAACGCCGCCCUUACAUUCCCGUCGACCGCUUCCUCGAGGCGGGCAACCUGCCUACCACUAAGAAGGCGCAGGCCAUUGCUGAUGAGGUAUUCUCCCUCUUCGUCAGCGAGGAGGUCGACAAGGUAGAGCUUCUCUACACAAGAUUCGUUUCCCUCGUCAAGUCUGACCCCGUCAUCCAAACUCUCCUCCCGCUCUCCCCAAAAGGCGAGAUCUGCGAUGCCAACGGGGUCUGCGUUGACGCCGCGGAGGACGAGCUCUUCCGCCUCACCACCAAGGAAGGGAAGCUCACGGUGGAGUGGGAGACAGUGCGGAUCCCAACGCCUUCCUUCUCUCCAAUCAUGGAGUUCGAGCAGGACCCGGUGCAGAUCUUGGACGCCCUGCUGCCUCUGUAUCUCAACAGCCAGAUACUGAGGGCCCUGCAGGAGUCACUGGCGAGUGAGGUUUCGGCGAGAAUGGCUGCCAUGAGCAACGCCACUGACAACGCCGUGGAACUGAAAAGGACGCUAGCCAUCUCCUACAACCGGGAGCGACAGGCGAAGAUCACCGGGGAGAUAUUGGAGAUCAUUGCCGGUGCGGAUGCCCUUUCCUGAUCUGUUUGUUCCAUGGAUCAAGACACCAUUUCUCUCUUGUCCUGUCUGGCCUUGCAUCUUCUUAUGCUGUGAAAGCAAAAGCAGGGGAACCAGGAAUGACGAUUUUUCGGUGUUCGACAGAGGCUGAGCAAGCAGGAAAUUAUUAAUAGGAAUGAGGGAAUGAAUUCAUUCCUAAAUUUUAUGUUUGGUUGAUGGGAAUGAAAUCAUGAUUUUGAAAUAA
Molecule: messenger RNA, 1690 nt
Organism: Zingiber officinale
Lineage: Eukaryota; Viridiplantae; Streptophyta; Magnoliopsida; Zingiberales; Zingiberaceae
Product: ATP synthase gamma chain 1, chloroplastic-like
Exons: 2
Coding region: 349-1470 (373 amino acids)
Biological process (GO): proton motive force-driven ATP synthesis
Cellular component (GO): chloroplast thylakoid membrane
Molecular function (GO): proton-transporting ATP synthase activity, rotational mechanism
Source: RefSeq, a predicted model, not a curated record